AUAGAUUCGCUCCAGAAAUUGCUCCGGGUCCGGACAAUUCCGCGAGGCAAUCAUGUAGCUGCAGAGAUACUGUCGCCAAUGGUGGAACCUUCUUAACAGAUUCAGAAAAUUCUGCGCGUAGCAGCUCGAUAGGAUCAAAGUUUUCAUCCCUGGAGACGCUCUUGUAAGAGCUACAAAAGUCAAUGAUACCUCUCACGGAAGGCACAUAAUAUUCUCGAAAUGACGGAUGGCCCGAGCCCUGGCGAAGCAAUUCACAAUGUGACCGAAAAUCCACCAAACUCGACCACUGUACCGGAUGGAGAUUCGGCCUCAUUUCAUCUGUGUCUGCACAAAAGAGCUCGACACCUCUAACCUGAAUCGUUUGCCGGACGUCGACAACAGUGAGAACCGUCAUGUUAUGAAGCAGCUGGCAAAUAAGACACUUCAUGGAAAGCGCAUCGUUACUGCCAUCGGUGCUCGUUAAUAAAACUUCGGAUACUCUGUCUGUUCAUUUGAAAUAAAGAGAAAGCAAUUCAGAGCAUUGCACUCCAAGUCAAGUAAAAGAGCAACGAGAAGAGAUAGAGCGAUGAAAGCUUCCGUCGAAUUCACCACGAGAGGCACACAUCCCCUAGGACGAAAAUGUCACCCGCGAGCUCUGCUAUGCCAUGUCAAAACGUAUAUGGUGGCCUAAGACGCAACAUCUUGCCUCCUGUUUCGUCCUGUUUCUUUAAUCUGUUGCGUAUUUCACUUCAGGGACCAAUCUUUCCCCUCCAUAUUGUGGUGAAGGUGGUGAGGCAUCGAAUUCAGAAGACAAUUUUCCUUGUCGGUGCAUUAAGGCUAUUAAAGACUUGCACCAAAUGCAUCUCGGACAUUGAAGGUCGCGAGGAACCACCAGAUCCUCAAACUUUAAGUGCAAAGAAGAAGACUGGACCUUCUUCGAUCAAUAACAACAUGUCGAUGUAAAUGUCCGACAAAGGUUACUCGCAUCGCAAUGAUUUUAUUUCUGAAUUAUUACGUUUCAUGGUUGUUCUUCGUAAGAAAGGCUAUGCUUUUGAGUUAAACUUCCUUUUCCUUUACGUAAAGAUCCGAGCUUUAGACAACCGAUAUAGUUCAAGCCAAGUAAGUGUCACCAGAAACGCACCUGCAACGCUUGCAUGUCUGUUAUGAUUUUGCACCAAAAGCAGAAAACCUCUUGAAAGAUGUAGCUGUGAUGAUCACUUUUCGGCAAAGAGGGAAGGGGAUCAAGGACCGAGUGACUCAACAGAAGCCACCUCUGAUCUCUUUCCUCCAUCUUCGGGAUUACGCUCG
This is a messenger RNA of Marchantia polymorpha subsp. ruderalis, 1287 nucleotides long. The record is from the annotation of a GenBank genome assembly. Lineage: Eukaryota; Viridiplantae; Streptophyta; Marchantiopsida; Marchantiales; Marchantiaceae.